AUGGUGUCGCCGUCACGUGCUACGCGGACGGCUCUGCACAAAUCCGAGGCCUUGUUCUUCCAUGGGCUUCGGAGGAAGCCACCUGAGGGAUCUAGCCUCAUAGUUGGAGGCACUCGCAUUGGCAUCGAGCCCUCGAGUAGGUAUCAGGGGCUCGUACUCGAUGGCCGAUGGGACUUCGGACAUCAUUUCCGAGGUCUCGUGCCCAAGUUGGUUGGGGCAGCACGUGCAUUGGCGCGGCUGCUGCCCAACAUGAAGGGAGCAGAUGACUCCUGCAGGAGACUCUACUCGGGGGUUGUGCGGUCGAUGGCCCUUUAUGAGGCCCCAGUAUGGGCGGCCCGCCGUCGCAGUAGUGCGAAGGCCAGCAAUGUCGCACUACUGCGACGACCGCAGCGAGUGCUGGCCAGCAGGAUCAUAAGGGGGUACCGCACGAUCUCCUUUAAGGCGGCGAGUCUCCUGGCCGGAACUCCACCGUGGGACCUGGAGGCGAAAACCCUUGCGGCUCUGUAUCAGUGGUGCAACGAGGCGCGGGAGUUGGGUCGGAGUCCUGAGACUGUUGGGUCCUCGUAG
Molecule: messenger RNA, 567 nt
Organism: Arctia plantaginis
Lineage: Eukaryota; Metazoa; Arthropoda; Insecta; Lepidoptera; Erebidae
Source: the annotation of a GenBank genome assembly